CAGAACGGAUAGCCUACAUGCCGCCUAGCCUAUAUAAACCCAGCUUGGCUAUGAUGCUAAGAUCCAGUAAACGUUAGAGAGACUACACGCGGGAAGGUUACAGAUCUUCCAAGCGCUGACCAAGAAAACUAGGCUACGAUUUUUCAGGCUAUACGGCUUCCGGGUUUACAGUAAGCGUGUCUAGCCACAUGGUAGGUAGCUACCGCGAUGGAAUGAGAUGGCAUGGAUGCUACAUCUUUGACAGUUCGAUCUGAAUGAUUUGGGGUGACAGGAGGCAUCGCUGAGAGAUGAGUAAGGACCUCGACGUCGAAAUGAAGGAUGUGGAACUGAACGAGGUGGACCAGGAGAAGCAGCCCAUGACCGACGGAGAGGCCGGGAACGGGGACGGUAUUUCCCCGACCAGCACGGAGAAAAACGGCAUUGUGAAGGUGAAGAUCCCGGAGGAUGGGACGGCGGUGAAGUUCACCGGGCUCAGCAAAGAGGAGCUCCUGAAAGUGGCCGGAACUCCCGGGUGGGUCCGGACGCGGUGGGCCCUGCUGGUGCUGUUCUGGCUCGGGUGGCUCGGGAUGUUGGCCGGAGCCGUCGCCAUCAUCGUCCAGGCCCCGCGGUGCAAGCCGCUGCCCAAAAUGAACUGGUGGAACGAGGGACCUCUGUACCAGAUCGGCGACGUGGCCGCGUUUACCGGGGGCAAUACCCUGAAAGGACUGGCAGAGAAGAUGGAAAGCCUGAGCCAGCUGAAGGUGAAGGGAUUGGUUCUCGGGCCCAUCCAUGUGUCCAACAUGGACCAAUCAGAUAGCCUCAGUUUCACAGAAAUCGCACCAGGCGUGGGAACCCUGGAGGAAUUCAAGUUUCUGAUCAAAACUGCACAGAAAAAGAAUAUUGCGGUGGUUUUGGACCUGACCCCCAACUACAGGGGCCGUGAGCCGUGGUUCGCCAACGGCAGCGUCACCGAUGUGGCAGAGAAGCUGAAGCCGGCGCUGGUCUACUGGCUGAAGGAAGGGGUGGACGGGGUGCAGCUGUCCGGGGUGGAGCGCCUGGUCACCGUGGUGCCGAGCCAGUGGGCCGAUAUCCGAGCAAUCGUGCAGAACGGAACCACGGACGGCAAGGAGAAGGCUCUCUUCGGGGUCACAGAGCAGGGGUCGGUGGCGGAGGUGUCCCGCCUGCUGAACAGCUCCGGGGUGGACCUGCUGAUGUCGGGGGUCCUGCGGUCCAGUCUGACCGGGGUGGACCGGGCCGAGGCCCUGCAGCACCUGUACGCCCAGAACCAGAUGUCCGUGGCCUGGACCAUGGGAGACCGCCGGCAUGGCCACCUGGCCUCCCUGGUCAGCCCCAACAUGCUCGCACUCAACCAGAUGCUGCUGUUCACCCUGCCCGGCACGCCCGUGUUCAACUACGGAGACGAGAUCGGGCUGGAGGAUGAGCAGGAAAACAAGUUUCCCAAGAUGCUUUGGGACACUGCGAAUGCAGCAAACAGUACUGAGAAAGAUAGGGAGUCGAUUCGUUCGUUCUUCCAGAAGCUGAGCGAGCUGCGUGGGAAGGAGCGGUCGCUGCUGUACGGAAGCUUCCGGGUCCUGCACAACUCCACUUCCUGUCUGGGGUACCUGCGCCAGUGGGACCAGAGCGCGGGCUACCUGGCCGCCUUCAACUGGGGGGAGGAGUCUGCGUCCCUGAGCCUCGCCCACGCGUCGCUCCCGGCAACGGCAACCGUAACCCUGAGCACGGACACCGCGGCGUUCCCCAAGGACAGCAGUGUGAAGCUGGCUGCCCUGGAGCUGGGGUCGGGCCAGGCUGUGCUGCUGCAGUACCCUUACACUGCCUGAGGGGGCCGCCAAAAACCAGGAAUCAACAUUUACAUGCACGUUGAUUGCUGUAAUGGUGGCUAGAAUCUGUGUUAUCAAUAGAAAUGCAUGUAACAUUAAAAUCAAAUGACUUUUUUUUAUUUUUAUUCCAAGAUGUCAUCAUGCAACACUGUGAUGUGAAGUAUUACUGUAUUUGAAGACACACACACACAUGCACACUGGAUUUUGUACACUGGCAUUUUCAUUUUCUCUGUGACACAGUUUUAAAGCAACCCCCCACCUCACUCCCUCUCUCUAAGGGCUCUUUCCAAUCGCUUAUUUUACCUCCUGCGUCCUUUCCUCACUUCCGUGGCUCCACCGAGCGGCCGACGCAGGGACAGGACUCGAUGACGGAGGAGUCGAGGUGGCACGCAUUAUCAGCGUCAGUUUGAAGCCACGGCAGUUACAGAUGUGGCAGUUGCAGAUGUGGCAGUUGCAGAUGUGGCAGUUGCAGAUGUGGCAGUUACAGAUGUGGCAGUUGAGGAUCCACAUACGGAUCGUUUAUAGGUCGUGCGUUCCAAAAAAAAAAGAGACUUCCGCAAAGGGUGUCCUCGCUGAAGCAUCCUCCAGGUGCCUCCUCGCUCCUCCUUAUGGAAAGGAGGGUCCUUAAAGAUGGCCGACCUUGAUGGAUAUCCGGGUCAGGCGAGAGUCGCGGAGACUGGGACGGGUAAAAUGAGAGACUGGAACGAGCCCUCGGGCGGAAAAUGAGCCUUCCUCCUUCGUCUUCUCACUGCUGUGUCUGUGACACGUGUUCCCUUAGUCUGUGAAUAAAGUGAAUAAUGAGACCCCAUUCCUCUGCUUCUCCCUGAAUGAGCGGAUGUGGGGUGCAGCUCUGAAAAUGAAGCAGAGGUUAAUGUGCCUGUUCACCCACAGGGAGAGAGAUGGAUCCUCUGUCUCUCUUUCACCCUCUCUCCAUCAUGAGAAAUAAACAGCCUGAAACUAA
Molecule: messenger RNA, 2781 nt
Organism: Anguilla rostrata (American eel)
Lineage: Eukaryota; Metazoa; Chordata; Actinopteri; Anguilliformes; Anguillidae
Product: amino acid transporter heavy chain SLC3A2-like
Exons: 10
Coding region: 288-1820 (510 amino acids)
Biological process (GO): phenylalanine transport; L-alanine import across plasma membrane; L-leucine import across plasma membrane
Cellular component (GO): apical plasma membrane; basolateral plasma membrane
Molecular function (GO): L-alanine transmembrane transporter activity; aromatic amino acid transmembrane transporter activity; L-leucine transmembrane transporter activity
Source: RefSeq, a predicted model, not a curated record